This is a messenger RNA of Wallemia mellicola CBS 633.66, 861 nucleotides long. RefSeq lists its product as hypothetical. The coding region runs from base 1 to 861 and encodes 286 amino acids. NCBI's taxonomy places the organism in Eukaryota, Fungi, Basidiomycota, Wallemiomycetes, Wallemiales, Wallemiaceae. The transcript is spliced from 7 exons. The record is from RefSeq and is a predicted model, not a curated record.
AUGCGGCUGAAUAGAGUAAUACAAUCUAUAGCAUUAGUUAGCUACGCAUUAGCUGCAGAUACUCAAGGAUUCAACGAUCCUACAGAAAAUGGCGGUAAAUGGUUAACCCAGCUCAACGAGACAGAAAUACUUGGAGAACCUUUAAAUAUCGUUAUAUCCGGUGAUAGUGAUCCAUUAGUACUCACAGUAGAUACAAACCUCGCUGGAUGCUUCUACACUUAUUGGGAUUCUCUAAGCUUCAUGCAAGAAUUCGCUGGUAUUCAUCUUGGUGGUGAUCAAUUAGCAAACGUUGGCGAUGGUCUUGUCCCUCAACAAGGUAUCCUCAGAUACAAUUAUAAUGAUAGAAAUGGUGGUACUUUAUACGAGUCUCAGCAUGGUGGCAAUCAUAUUAGAUAUUGGAACCAAAGUAGCUCUAAUGCUAUAUUCAUUGCUGCUUCAGCUGAGAUGUCAAAAGCUGAGAAUCACAUGAUUAUACCAGACGGCUAUAACAUCGGUAGAGAUUGGAUUGCUGGUAAUGCAACAGGUCAAGAAAUUAGUAAUGCUACGGCUUCACAAAAGAUUACUGGUCAAUCAACCGGUUAUUGGACUAGAAAUGGUGACGCAGGUACAAACGUUUCUUUCACUUAUGAGACCGAAGUCACUUAUCAAGCGGGCUUAAUUAGUAAUGAUUCUACUAACAUCAACCACGCUGAUGCAGUUGGCGUGAAUGGUCAACCACCACAAGAUGGUUUAAUCGCUUUAUUCAAAGUCAGCAUUAAAAAUUCAAACGAACCGGUUGAUUCAAGUUCUUCGAUAAACAUUACACCAGCAUUCACAAUGCUAAUAUCACUCAUAUUUACCGCAAUCUACAUUAUAAUUUAA